This is a messenger RNA of Alternaria arborescens, 516 nucleotides long. RefSeq lists its product as hypothetical. NCBI's taxonomy places the organism in Eukaryota, Fungi, Ascomycota, Dothideomycetes, Pleosporales, Pleosporaceae. The transcript has a single exon. The record is from RefSeq and is a predicted model, not a curated record. Gene Ontology annotation, molecular function: acyltransferase activity, transferring groups other than amino-acyl groups. Bases 1 to 516 code for a protein of 171 amino acids.
AUGGAAAACAAAACAUUUGAAUGGACGCGCACGGUCGACUCGACUACGUACCUCAUAUCCUCCGAUCGAUCGCUCCUUCCGCACCUUUUCGUCCAGGAAGCUUUCGCUACAGACGCAAUGUUCUGGGCAAAACCGCUCCCUUUCACAGCGCUGUCAACGAUGCUUGAUAACAGUCUCACCCUCGGUCUCUACACCGUCUCGAACGAUAUCAAAACGCCGAUUGGGAUGGGGCGCAUGGUUACCGACUACACGACGCUUGCUUACCUCACCGACGUCUACAUCUUGCCCCAACAUCAAGGCCAUGGAAUCGGCAAAUGGCUGAUUGCAUGUUGUCGCGAGAUCUGCGUCGGCAUGGAAAAUCUCCGAUGGAUGGUGCUCUUGACCGGCAGUGAGCAAGCGCAAGCGCUGUACAGGAGGGAGUUGGGCAUGACAAAGCUCGACGGGGUGGAGGAGGGGUUGGUUUGUAUGGGGUCACGCAGGGCAAAACUCACCGAGGCCGCUCCAGGCUCAGCAUAA